AUGUCAUCAAAAAAGGUGACAAAUGGUGAUAACCAGCAGCAAAUGAACGAGGGCAAGCGUGAUCCUGAUAGCAUGUUUGAUCUUGCAGGCAUGUUGCACGGUGGUCAGUCGUUGCGUGUUUUCACAAAAUGGUGUUCGGAUGAAAAAAAUAUGAUCAUU
Gongylonema pulchrum is the source of this 159-nucleotide messenger RNA. NCBI's taxonomy places the organism in Eukaryota, Metazoa, Nematoda, Chromadorea, Rhabditida, Gongylonematidae. The record is from the annotation of a GenBank genome assembly.